GGUUCAUGAAUCAGUUCGCCAUGUUCUCUGCAGCUCCAAGCAGGGCCUUGAGGUCCAAAUGGUCUGCGAUUCCAAUUCCUCCCUUCUGCACCAAAACCCACAUGGAUUCCUCCUCCUCGCCCGGAACCAGAACCCCCCAUGCCUACGCAUUCUCGACUUCCUCCUCUUCACCCUCUCCUCCCAGAGGCGCCGCUGCCGUCGUCGUCAGCCUCCAAGAGUGGCAGGCUUGGGGCACCACCUCGCCGGUACCCGCUAUGGUUGCCGAGAUCGUAGAGGAAUUGAAGGAUCUGGAGAGAGAUAUUGAUGCCCAGAUGAGUUUUGGGGGCAUUGGUGGGAAACUGCAGGGCGACUUCAAGGUCCACGAGGAUAAAAAACACAGAGCAAAAUAUCAGACUUUAGGUGAUUCUGAAAAGAAGCUCCAAUUCUUUGCAGCUCGACAAAUAGCAUGUCGCUUGCUGGGUAGUAGGGGCUACCUCUGUCAGAAGUGUUGGCUUCCUUUGGAAGAUUGCAUGUGCUCAAAAGUCAUACCUUGCUCUCUCUGGCAUGGCAUGCGGUUCUGGUUGUAUAUGCAUCCAAAGGAUUUUCUACGCCAGAACAACACGGGAAAGUUGUUAUGGCAAGUAUUUGGUGUUCAAGCUGCAACUUUGUGCCUCUUUGGCAUUCCUGAACAUGAAGAAAUCAUGUGGAAUGCACUUAAGACUGCAGGGAAAAACAAUGUUUGGUGCCUUUACCCAAAUAAGAAUGCACCGACAAAGUUAGUUCAAAAUAUCUUUAGUCAAGAUAGAUCAACAGGUUCAGAAUGCGAGAAGAACUUGACAAAUGGAGAGAGGAUCCUGAACUAUGUGUUGCUUGAUGGUACCUGGAAUAACUCUGCUGCAAUGUUCAGACGUUUGCAGCAGGAUCAAGCAAAGGAAGUUUGGGGAGAUGACCUUUCAUGCAUCUCUCUUUCCACUGGUGCAUCCGCAAUGCAUAAACUUAGGCCCCAACCAUCAUGGGAUCGAACAUGUACUGCAGCAGCCGCAGCUGGACUCCUCAAUGAGCUGCAACUUCUCCCGGAUUUCAUCUCAUUUGGGUUCGAUAAACAGGCUGAUGCAGUGGAGGAGGCUUUAGCAGUUCUCUUAGAUGCACUUACUGGGAGAAGACGUCGGAUGGGCAGGUCCAUCACCCGCAGAGGAAGGCAUAAUAGUGACAUCUGUUAACAGGCCACCAGGAACCGGCAAAAUGGUGGAAAUUAUUCUGAUUUCUCGCAGCAUCAAGGCUUGCGCCUCUCCUUCCAGCUAAACAUACUAAUGCGUGCGUGCUUGCUGAUAGCAAGUAGGUUAGAUCUGACAUCCAUGCUCGAUAUUGCAUCUAGUCGAAGAAGCACAGGAAGCGGAAAGGGUCGGUAAACAUUAUUGAUUUCAUGUUCAUUUUUUACAUUCUACAAUGAUACACACACAUUCAGUCCGAGUCCCCUUUAGUAGCGGAGCCUGAGAGGCAGGGGACGAACAGGAACUUGUUGCUUUUGUAAUCUGUUUACUUGGUAGGUCCUAGUUCUUCUUCAUUUAGGAACUUAAAUCUUGCUAGAAUUAUACACACAAGUGUUUUAUGUCGAAGCGAAUGCAUUUUUGUCAGGAUAUUGUGUUAAUGGCGUAUAGAGGAUACAGAAUUUGACAAGAAAUCCCAAUAGAAUUUCUAUGGUUUUGGAUCUUCCAAUUAAGCUCAACAGGUAGAUGAACGAAUGCCUUUAUUGAGCAGCAAAGGAAGUUUCUGCUUGUCAGAGAGAAGCCAUAGUUAAAUGUGAGCUACUAGUAGUCUUUUUAACUUCU
Molecule: messenger RNA, 1808 nt
Organism: Diospyros lotus (date-plum)
Lineage: Eukaryota; Viridiplantae; Streptophyta; Magnoliopsida; Ericales; Ebenaceae
Exons: 8
Coding region: 6-1199 (397 amino acids)
Source: RefSeq, a predicted model, not a curated record